AUGUCUGUGGAUGAGAGUCGCAGCUCGACCCCAUUGGUUUCCACUAGCGCAUCAUCUUCACCAGCGGCGUCAUCCUCACUACCCGACAGUCAAGGAACAUGCUUUAAUGGAUAUCAAAGCGGUAUUGGCGAAAAUGCUAGGGUGGAAAGUCCAUCACAUGUUGUCAGUUUGCCGAACAACAUUUAUAUGCAUCGAAUACAAUCCGCAUCACCUGCAGACGAUCACCAGUUCAUUAGAAGACCUCUGAAUGCUUAUAUGAUAUUCACAAAACAAGAACGAAAGAAAUUGCUGGCUUUGAAUCCAAAUAUGAAAAUGCAUGAAGCAAGCAGAAUUAUGGGUGAGAAGUGGAAAAAUAUGAGUGAAAAGGAAAAACGACAGUAUUUUGAGGCAUCCAAACAGAAUCGGUUAGAUCACAAAAAAUCACUUUGCGUUAGUAGCUGGCAUAGUGCAUCUUCUCAUGUCUGUGUAUAUGUUCGUGUUUUGCUCACUUCAUUGCAAAAGGAUGCCGGCCAUAACCUCGCCUUGAUACAGUCUUCUCGUGGUAGUGUUUACUAG
Molecule: messenger RNA, 555 nt
Organism: Brugia pahangi
Lineage: Eukaryota; Metazoa; Nematoda; Chromadorea; Rhabditida; Onchocercidae
Source: the annotation of a GenBank genome assembly